AAAAAUCUGGCCAUGUCCUUGCUGUUUAACAUAAACAGUUCUUUUAAAAUUUUGAGUUUGCCCAUGUGCCAUUGUUAUAGAACUUAGCCAUUGCCGUGUGUGAUUACUCCCAAAAUGACUGAUAAGCCUCCGCCUGGUAUACCACCUCUCUUACCACCAGGAUCAUACCCAAGACCACCAGUCCCUUUUCCACCUAGUAUGCAGUGUAUCCCACCCUACCCCAUCUCUGUACGACAGAGAUACCCACAGUUUCCUGUUCCCCAGUGUAUCGUUUCCCCUCAGUAUGCCAUUUUAGGUUGUCCUCCUUUUUUAAAUUCAAAUCAUGGGGCUGACAAGCAGAUGGUUUCUAUGCCACCAACACAGAUGGUAGACUUUGAUGCUGGAAAAGCACCUCAGUUGGCAAAUGAUCAAAACCAGAACAAAAGGAGAAGUACACAUCAAGAUAUGGAUUUUGGUGAGGUGUUUUGUAAAAUAGCUAAAGACCAUGGACUUACUGUUGAAAUAGAUGCUAAAGAGGUAGAGAAGUCUAAUAAAGCGAAAUCCACCUUAAAUCCAUCAACUCCGGAAUUCAAGCCUUCCACUUGUUCCAGACUAAAUCCAGAUGGGAAAAAUUGCCCAUCGCCUGAAGUGCAGGCAUCUUCAAAGACUAGUCUUGCUCCAGAGGUCAAGCCUCUCACAUUAAAUCCAGAGGAUAAAAAAUGUGUUACUACUUCUUCAGGUAGUUCAAAGGACAAGCCAUCCCUAUUAAACUCAGAAGUUGAAAAAUCUCAACUCACGCCUGACACAGCCUCUGUAGCUGGUCUUGGUUCACAGGACAAGCCAGAAGUUAACCCAGAAGACAACGAAUGUCCUACCACUGCUUCAGUAAGUCAAGACAACACUCCAGUACCCACAAUCAACACAGAAGUUGAAAAGUGUCAACCGUCUUCUAAUACAGCCACAGGAGCUAGCCUUGGUCAAGAUGGCAAGUCAUCCACACUGAAUCCAGAAGCUAAAACAUGCCCAACCACUGCUGUAGUGGGUUCAGAGGACAAACCACCCACUAAAAUCCCAGAGAUUAAAAAGUGUCAAUUCUUAUCUCUCUCAGCUUCCGGAACAAGUUCAGAGGUCAAGCCUCCUCCCACGUCAAACUCGGAAAUAAAAAAAUGCCCUUAUUCCACCACAUCAGGAACUUGUCUUGCACCCCCGUCUUUAAAGAAAUUCAUCAGCAAGCCUAGUGUGGUAAACUGUAAGCUUCCCCCAAAGCCUGAAGUACACAGCAGUGACAAACAGCCAGUAAGUAAAUGCCUUAAAGAUGCUGAGGUGCAGACAGAGGAGUGUGACAACAGGAAAUAUUGCUUUGCUUGUUACAAACAACUGAUGGCUGAUGAAGAUGACAACUUCAUUAAGGCUAUUUAUUCUUCCAAUAAGGUUGAUGAUGGUUCUAAACAAGCAAAAGAUGUGAAGCCUUCCUCUGGAAGACAGCAGGAGUCUGAUGCCAGGGUAACUCUUCCACCAGUUCAAAGUGAAGCAGACCCUCUUCCUAAAGAAACCCUUAGUACUCUGAACAAGGGCAAAAGUUCCAGGGAGGACACAGCAAGCAGCAACAUUCCAAGUUCAGCCAUAAAAACAGUGGUAACCAGCUGCUGCUGUGUAAGUAAGAGAACUGCUGUAGAAGUUAAAAAUGUGGAUCUUCUACUGAGUGAUUCAGGCGACACGGUGGCUCAAGCUGCCAGGGUUGAGAGUGUUACCAAAGAACACCUUGAUCACAUUCGAGCUGAUGCUGAUGAGGUUGUCGGUGCAAGUUUAAACAAGAGAGAGAAGAAUAUUCAGCAAACAUCACACAAACCAGACAGCUCGUCACAAAAUAUUCCCAAAAGUAAGGUUACCCUAAGUGUGGGGAAAGAUAAUGAGAAAGCCCUUGAGGCUUCUCACCAGCAAAGAGAUACAGAAAAUGUAGUCACUGAAUCAAGUGGAAGCUUUGGCGUAGUAAAAGAAAAAAGUCAAGUCAGCAAAACCAGUGCACCACCACCCCCACCACAAUUAACACUAGGAGCCCCAAGAGCCCUAUCAAGAUUUCUUCAGGGUAAAAGUUCUAGCGUGAAGAAGUCUGAGCUUAUAUUACCCUCUUCAAGUCUGUCUUCUGACAGUUCGUCCGAUGGUAAACCUGCAUCAUCUGUUGUCCUAGAGCCAACCUUGGCAGCAGAGGCUGUUGAUAAAAGAGAUUUGUUGAGCAGUGCUAAAAAUGUGGUUACACCCUCAGUGUUGAAGUUCAACAAACUACUGCAAAAAGCUGGGGAUGAGAGUAUGUCUUCAUUACCUCAAACCAGGUCUUGUCUUACUAGUCAUUUAAUAAAAAGAGACCUGAACAAGACAGACAUGUGUCCAGAUUUUCCUAAGUCUGAGAAAUCAGUUGAUUUAGGAAAUUCAACCCUGCCAACUGGGAAGAAAGUAGAUACUGUUCCUUUAACAUCUAGGGAAACAGCUUCUUUCCCUUCCCAGCAGAAGUUACUACAAAAGUCUACUGAGAAAGUGUUGAGUGAUGCCACGUCUCUGAACAAAUUAAAAUCAGCAAACUUGGGAGACCCCCAACUAGAGCAGCAGCAAAGUGUGAAAGAUUUUCCUUCCUUGAAUUCCAUUAGUUCCGCACAGACAUGCCGUACGCAGUCUGCCAAGAAACUCGGUGCUGAAUCGCUCACAGAAAGUUCUGACAUUGAAAAUUUGUUGCUACUUGCUAACCGGGUACCUUUCUCGCAAGUGACAGCCAACAGUAACUUAACUGCUUGUGGUGAUGCUGUUGCUUCUGGAUUAAGUCUGGAUAACUUAUUGCCUAAUUAUGCCAACACUCUAAAGGACUAUCAGGCUAAUCCUUUCCAGGCUAAUCCUUUGGUUGGUAACUCAUUCAAUGUGUCUCAGCAGCCUGAAAGCUCUUCUUUAAACUUACAGCAACAAAGCUUGUACAACUCAUCGAUCAGAAGUUUACUACAGCUUCAGGCUCAGCAGAAGGCAGAAGACCUGCUCAAGCUACAAAAUCUUUACCUGCAGUCAAUGCUGAGUUACCAAAAUUACCAAUUGCCAGGUAGUAAUUUACCAGGUGGUAAUUUACCAGGUGUAGCUAACUGUGAAAGUCUAAGCUCUUUAGCCAGUAAAGGUGGCAUUAGUCAUGUUGGUCUCCCACUUGAAACAAAACCUGAUGAAAUGAAUGCCUUUGCUUCGCUCGCCAGCGCGGAAGAAAACUCUGUGUUAAAAAAAUCCAGUACUCAGAACCCAAGUUCCAAAGUAGUGAAAAAAAUGCCACCUCUAGACUUGCGACCAAAAAAACAGGCAAAUAAAAGCAAACAGUCUGACACUGAAUCUACCGAUGGUACAAAGUCAUAUAGUAAGGCUCCAGGUUUCACUCUGCCAAAAAAUGAUCAGCCAACCAACUAUAUGACAAGCCAAACUUAUUCAGGGGUUAACUGCUCUAAAAAUACUUCUGAUUUCAGUUUGGUCAGUGACUAUUGUAAGGACCCGGAAGAUAGUUUCAUCUCUUCACACGGAAGUACUUUUUCUACCAUACAGGAUGCUAUGAGGACGUGCACUGAUAAUGAACAAAAACAUUCCAUGAAUAAGGUUAUUUUAGAUCUAAAGUCUUCGACCAGUUAUGCCUCAAUUGUGAAAUCUCCUGAUAAAGAGAAGAAAGUGCAUGGUUACCCCCAAGACAAGUUGAGCACGGGUAAAAUAGCCAGCACACAACUCAGCAACCAGCCUUUGGUGCAGCCCCAGCAAUAUCAUGCUGAAAAAAGCAAUGCACAGUCCAACAACCAGCCAUUUUUACAACCCCUGCCAUCUGACAGAACUUACGUACAACCCAGCAACCACUCAUUCAUACCACCCAUAUUAUCUGACAGAACCAAUGCACAACCCAGCAACCACUCAUUCACACAACCCUUACUAUCUGACAGAACUACUGCACAACCCAGCAAAAAAUCAUUGGUGCAACCCCUACUAAGUGACAGAACUAAUGCUGAACUCCUAACAACUUCAGACAUCCAGCUUACUCGAGAAGCCUCAAGUGCCAAAUCAAUCAAACCAUUAAUGCCUUGUUCAGACUCCUCUUCUACAUACUCAUCAAAGUCUCACUUUCCCAAUCCAAUGAAUGAUACCCAGACAAAGAAAGGGGCUCCAUCGCUAAAUGACUUGCAUUUUAUGGAUGCCUUUGGCAGGGAUGAAACAGAUCAAACACAGUUUAAUAUCAGUGAUUCUCCGACUUUUGAAAGCACAAUACCUUAUAAGAAAAAUGAACCGAGACCUGACACCAAGGAUUUCACAGAGCCUUUGUUAGAUAGUUUGUAUUCUGCCGUCAAGGCUAAAAAAACACCAGAAUUAGAGGUAUCUAAAUCCCAUUAUUUUAGAAGUGUUGCAACUGUCAAGCAGUGGAACACAGCUGAGGCUGACCAAUGUUACUUGAAGAGUUCCUGGGAGCACAGAGAGAAGUCCUUGUCUCGUGAGCCCUUGAGUGAAAAAUCCAGCAUUUCCAGCAUCACUGAAUGGGAAGAUCUGUACUCCACAACCUCAAGCAACAGCAAUGUGGAUGAGCCAAAGAAUUAUCCUGUUGGAAAAUAUUCAGAUCUUGGAAUUGAUGGGUCCAGUGUUAAAGCCAGCACCUCCAGCUGUUAUGGAUUAGAUGAAAUUAAACUCAAGGAUGAAUCAGAUGUUAAACUGGAGAAAAAGGAUGAAGAUGCUAAAGACAAAUGGAAAAUAAUGACAAAGAAGCAAGCUACAUCCCUUGAGCACUCACUAAUAGAUUUUAGAUUACAAGAAAAAUAUACCAACCUGACCAAUCGAAUUCAAGAAACUUACCCUUCUCUAACCAAAGCUGAGGCCCGUGAGGUACUGGAGAAUGUUUACUCAGCAACCAAUGGAUUAAAAGGUUACAGACAACACCAGAUACUGGCUGAGGUUGACAUGGCCAUCAAGGAAAUGUUUCCUAACAAGCUGGAGAAAAAGAAGUCAAGCAUGUCAUUUAAGGAAGAGCAGUAUAACAGUGGAUCAGGCGGGCCUCGAAAAGAGGCUAGCCGUGAGGAAAAUAGCAUGAACAAUGAUGUGUCUGACUACAAUUGUACCUUUGUAGCAACCAGAUCUAGCCCAAGUGUCAGUGACAUUGACAGUGACAGCAGCGAGGAGAUGGAAGAUGCUGUGGAGGCUGACGCUGAGGUAAACGAUGAGGAAGAGUUUGUACCUACUUUACCUGAACCUGUUAGCUCUCAGUUUGUUCCUAGUUUAUCUGACUCUGACAGCUAUCAGGAGCCGUUUGUAAAUGAUUUACCUGAGCCUGAGUACCCACAGGAGCAGGAAGAUACUUUACCUGAACCUGAUAGCUUUCCCUCUGAGGGAAUGGUAUCUAAUGAUACAAAGAAAGCCAAUUGUAUUCUUCAGUGACUGUUUAUUUUAUUUAAAAAAAAUUCUUUUCUGUUGUUUUAUUUGUUUACUAAAUAAUAUUUUAACAAUCUUUGUUAUACCUGUGUCAUAAACUAUUAAAUAUUUUGAUAAUAUGAACACUCUCCUGCCUAAAAAUAAUUUUCUUCUUGUAUACAUUUUAUGUGGCCUAGGGACAAUAUUGACCAGAUAGAAAAUCUUUUUUGUGAUUUUUAUAAUUGUAAAAGCUGAAUAUGAUAUAUUGCUUUAUAACAUUUGAAAAAAAAAAUAGGAACCAAAUACUAAACUGUUUUAGUAGCAUCUCACGUUUUUAGUUUAAACAGAAUUAUUAAAGCAAUUCUUUCAAGAUCAAGACUAGAUUAAAGAUAGGCAGUAGAGUGUGAUGGUUACUGUAAAAUCAGUUAAAAUACCAGUGAUAAAUAAUAACACGUAAUUUGGUUAAGUUGGUAAUUGUUACAUAAAUUUUUUAAUAUAAACAUCUGAUUCUACCAAGACUUCUAUAUAUGAUAAUAAUUAGGAAAAUGUUUUAAAUAUUUACUGUUAACAGCUUAUUGUUAAUGCAUGCUUUUAACUAUAGAUUAUAAAAUUUAUACAUUACAUAGCUUAUAAAAUGCAUACAUUAAAAUUUAUUUAUCUUUAAUUGUUCAGUUCUAUUAGGCCUAGCUUUUUUAGGCAAAUGUGGUUAAUUUAGGAAUACUACGGUUUCUAUUUGCAUUG
Physella acuta is the source of this 6114-nucleotide messenger RNA. RefSeq lists its product as uncharacterized. NCBI's taxonomy places the organism in Eukaryota, Metazoa, Mollusca, Gastropoda, Physidae. The record is from RefSeq and is a predicted model, not a curated record.